Magallana angulata is the source of this 2093-nucleotide messenger RNA. RefSeq lists its product as uncharacterized. The transcript is spliced from 13 exons. NCBI's taxonomy places the organism in Eukaryota, Metazoa, Mollusca, Bivalvia, Ostreida, Ostreidae. The coding region runs from base 99 to 2093 and encodes 664 amino acids. The record is from RefSeq and is a predicted model, not a curated record. Gene Ontology annotation, molecular function: DNA binding; zinc ion binding. Gene Ontology annotation, cellular component: nucleus.
UCUGCUAUGACUUUCCCUUUCGUUUGGUAAUUCAAGCAACAACUCUGUUAUUUUCGUUUAAUUAUGCUCUAAAUGUACUUAUUUCUCAGUUCUUGAGGAUGAAUAGCCAGGAUUCUCUGUUCAGCUCGUCUUCUUCUGUGAAAACGGAAGCAUUUUCAAGUCCAUCUCUGACGGAACAAAAACAACAGGUUGAGAAUUUCACAUGGAUACAGUGUGACAAUGUCAACUGUCAGAAAUGGAGGAAGAUCCCAGCCAAUGAGGGGGACCACUAUGAUGACGUUGAUUGGUUCUGUUACAUGAACUCUGACCCUGAAUACAACAGCUGUGAUGCCGUGGAGGAGGACUACACAGCCUAUGACCGUCUGGCCAGGAAGCUGGGAUUCAAGUACAUCAUGUCCUGCCUUCCUGUUGGAUCCCUGGUAUGGGCCCAGUCAACAGGAUAUUGCAGAUGGCCUGCCCUGGUGACAGUAGACCCUCAGUACCAUUACCACUAUGAGGUGGACAGAGAUGGCGACCCAUACAGGUACCAUGUCGAGUACCUGGGGAAGAAUCAUUGUCACGCCUGGAUCCCCGCCAUGAGGGUCACUCUGUAUGGACACAAAGAGGACACAUGUCAGGAUGAACAGAAGAACAAGCCUGUCAAGAGUACAUCCAGGAAGUGGAAGAAGAAAAAGAAACUUUCACUGCAAACGAAAUCCCAGAGACUGGAGGUUUACAAGAAAUACACUGUGACUGAGGCCAUCAGAGAGGCAGACCUUCUGAUUCCUCUGACUGUAGACGAGAGACUUGAAGCAGCAUGUCAGUUCAAGGAAAGCAACUUUAGGCAGCUCAGGGACUUAGAGACCAAAGAAGAAAAUGGAAGAUCAAGCAGCAUGACCAGAGAGAGCGAGUGUAAGUGUAAGAAGACUCAAGGUGCCAAGAGGGGCCGUAAAAGAAGCAGCCAGCCCACAGCUGAUAGAAAAAAUAAUAGGGAUAUGAAGAACUUCAUAGAGAGAAGUGUAAAAAGUAAAACAACCUCCCUUAUGAAAAUAGAGGGUAAGAGGAGAUCAGAGGAAAACCAUGAAAGUAGGACAAAGUAUUCCACAAAGAGAAGCAACUUGUCUGUGGAGGAAAGAGUACCAAACUCAAGUUCUGCAAAACAGUCCAUGUAUGAGGAUACUGCAUUGACCAUGACUUGCAGUGAUACUGAUGAGAAGAAUAUAGACAUGUUUAGAUUUGAGGACCUAGAAAUGAAUAAUUCCCUACUGAAUAGAAGUCAAGAGGAAAGAUUUGCCAUCAAUGUACAACAAUACAAAAGGAAUGAGCAAGCAUUUGACCAUGACCUUCAUAGGUUUAUGUUGAGGAAUGGCCUCCAAAUUCAGACGAAGACGACCUGGCACCACACCAAGGUCGGUCUAUUCCAGCUCUUCAUGGCCGUGUUUGAGAGAGGAGGCUAUCAAAAGGUUUGUGAAACCAUGCAAUGGUCAUCAGUGUACAGAGAAAUAACAGACAGUGCAGCCCAGGGGCAGUGUGGACACAGGGCCAAAGUGUUUUAUCAUAAAAACGUAUAUCCUUACGAGCUGUACAUCCAAGGAAAGAACUACCAGGAGAUCAUCAAAUGCCUGAAAGUGAGAGGAAAGAAAAGUGGAAGUCCUGUUAAAGCAGACCCUGACCUCUCCAGUAAAAAGAUCAAAACUGACAGGGUAUCAGAAGAACACAAUUCUAGAGACUGCCUUGAUACACUGUUGCCUGAAGAAAAAUCUGUGGAUUUGGGUCAUAUGCUCCAAGAACUCCACCAGAAUUCUGACAAAAUUUUCCAACUUCAGGACGAAAUAGAAGGAGAGCAGAAACGACUUGGAAUCUGUAUCAAAUUUCAUGAGGAUUCUACCCCCCGCGAUCUUUCGGAUGGAAUUGUGGAAGCCAACACCCCAUCAGAAUUCAUGCAGGCUAGCUUACCAGAUAAGGGCUGUCAGUUUGUACCCAGUGUCCACUUUACAUCUAGUGAGAGCAGCCAUAGCUGUGGGCUACUGCAUGAGUUACGGGCCCUGGAAAACGAGUUUGAAGAGCUUGACGAGGAAAUCAACUUGCUAAUAGAAGAAAACAAUUGUCUAUGA